AGCCGCCCCUCCAGGCGGAGUCCGCGCCAGUCCUGACACCGGAGGAGGGUCCGAGGGCGGAGACUGCCCGGGAGGGAGAAGACCCUUGACCGGCCGUGCAGAAGCCUCCGAGGGAGGGUGGUGUCCACUCCCGGAUUCAGAGUCCCGAUGCCCAGCGCCAGCGCCAGCCGCAAGAGUCAGGAGAAGCCGCGGGAGAUCAUGGAUGCGGCGGAAGAUUAUGCUAAGGAGAGAUAUGGAAUAUCUUCAAUGAUACAAUCACAAGAAAAACCAGAUCGAGUUUUGGCUUUGGUUAAAGACUUGACAGUACAAAAAGCUGAUGAAGUUGUUUGGGUGCGUGCAAGAGUUCAUACAAGCAGAGCUAAAGGGAAGCAGUGUUUCUUAGUCCUACGUCAGCAGCAGUUUAAUGUCCAGGCUCUUGUUGCAGUGGGAGACCAUGCAAGCAAGCAGAUGGUUAAGUUUGCUGCCAACAUCAACAAAGAAAGCAUCGUAGAUGUAGAAGGCGUAGUGAGAAAAGUGAAUCAGAAAAUUGGAAGCUGUACUCAGCAAGAUGUUGAAUUACAUGUUCAAAAGAUUUAUGUCAUUAGUUUGGCUGAACCCCGCCUGCCCUUACAGCUGGAUGAUGCGAUUCGGCCUGAGGUAGAAGGAGAAGAGGAAGGAAGAGCUACAGUUAACCAAGAUACAAGAUUAGACAACAGAGUCAUUGAUCUUAGGACAUCAACUAGUCAGGCAAUCUUCCGUCUCCAGUCUGGCAUCUGCCAUCUCUUCCGAGAAACUUUAAUUAACAAAGGUUUUGUGGAAAUCCAAACUCCUAAAAUUAUUUCAGCUGCCAGUGAAGGAGGCGCCAAUGUAUUUACUGUGUCAUAUUUUAAGAAUAACGCAUACCUAGCUCAGUCCCCACAACUGUAUAAGCAAAUGUGCAUUUGUGCCGACUUUGACAAGGUUUUCUGUAUUGGACCAGUAUUCAGAGCCGAAGACUCCAAUACCCAUAGACAUCUAACUGAAUUUGUUGGUUUGGACAUUGAAAUGGCUUUUAAUUAUCAUUACCAUGAAGUUUUGGAAGAAAUUGCUGACACCUUGGUACAAAUAUUCAAAGGACUUCAAGAAAGGUUUCAGACCGAAAUUCAAACAGUGAAUAAACAAUUUCCAUGUGAGCCAUUCAAGUUUUUGGAGCCAACUUUAAGACUCGAAUAUUGUGAAGCAUUGGCCAUGCUUAGAGAAGCUGGAGUUGAAAUGGGAGAUGAAGAAGAUCUGAGUACACCAAAUGAGAAGCUGUUGGGUCGUUUGGUAAAGGAAAAGUAUGAUACAGAUUUUUAUAUUCUUGAUAAAUAUCCGCUGGCUGUAAGACCUUUCUAUACUAUGCCUGACCCAAGAAAUCCUAAACAGUCUAACUCUUAUGAUAUGUUCAUGAGAGGAGAAGAAAUAUUGUCAGGAGCUCAAAGAAUCCAUGAUCCGCAGUUGCUGACAGAAAGAGCCUUACAUCAUGGCAUUGAUUUGGAGAAAAUUAAGGCUUAUAUUGAUUCCUUCCGCUUUGGAGCCCCUCCUCAUGCUGGUGGAGGCAUUGGGUUGGAACGAGUGACUAUGCUGUUCCUGGGGUUGCAUAACGUGCGUCAGACCUCCAUGUUCCCUCGGGACCCCAAGCGACUUACGCCUUAAAGCUGCGCUGUGUACUUCCAGCAAGCUACUGACCAGGCUGUUCUCCUUAGGUACUGAAGAUGCACAACAGAGUAAAUACCUUAUCUAAAGUGCCACUAUUAUUUUUGAAUUUAGUCAGUGUAGGUCAACUUACAACAGAUUUUUAUAACUUCAAGGAUGCUUCGGUAGGAAAUACUUGACCAUUUUAAUGAGACGUUCAUAUGGUUAUGUUAAAAAUUUAUAUUACAUUACUACACUAAAUGUUAACAGGAGUUUUAAAGUUAAGAUUAUGCAAUUUUUUUCUACAUUAUGGUUUCCUCAGUAUUGACAUCUUAUAUUUUCAAUAUUCAAACUGACUUUUUAAACUUUUAGCAUUGAGAUAAGAACAGUUGGAGAAGUAUCCAAGAUUUUAACAAAUUUAUAAUUGGCAACUCAUGGAAAUUAGAGAGUAUCAGUUCUUAAAACUUACACCCAGGAAUCAUGUAAAGCGAAUGAAAGUACUGACUAGAAAAUAUUCAAAAUAAUAUUGUAUUAAAUUGUUAAAUUCUGAUCCUGAAUUUCAAUAAAAUUUUAAAACUAA
Messenger RNA from Chinchilla lanigera (long-tailed chinchilla), 2212 nucleotides. It is a transcript of the gene Dars1, whose product is annotated as aspartyl-tRNA synthetase. Gene Ontology annotation, molecular function: aspartate-tRNA ligase activity; RNA binding; ATP binding. Gene Ontology annotation, biological process: aspartyl-tRNA aminoacylation. Gene Ontology annotation, cellular component: cytosol; cytoplasm; aminoacyl-tRNA synthetase multienzyme complex. The transcript is spliced from 16 exons. Lineage: Eukaryota; Metazoa; Chordata; Mammalia; Rodentia; Chinchillidae. The coding region runs from base 148 to 1653 and encodes 501 amino acids. The record is from RefSeq and is a predicted model, not a curated record.